UAUUGUUGUUAUUUCGUAUUCACCAUAGAAAUAUUAUGACAUUUUGCUUUUUCGUCGCAAAAUGUCUCGAGACUUUUAACAUUUUUGCCGCAUUUUAACCUCAUGACUUCAUUCAGCAGUGACAUAAUUUAAUUAAAAAAGUGUAAAUUCAAUUGAUUUGGCGACAAUUUAUCAGAUUUUCUGCACAACAAACAACUACCAAAGAUGGGUCAAGGAAUUCUGUACAUCAUAAGUGACAUUUUAAGUCUUCUGACAAUAUCAACAUGCAUUUAUUGCAAGGUUCCGCAAAUUCAAUCCGUUCGUUCACUCCGCUCCGCCGAAGGCUUGAGUGUGACGGGACUUUUGAUGGAAACGUGCUCCUAUACCGUCUCCAUGCUCUACAAUUACGUCAAUCGCUAUGCCUUGCUGAACUAUUUGGAAUAUCCGAUACUUCUUUUGCAGGAAUACGUUCUCGUUUACUACGUUUUGCUCUACAAGGGGAUCUUGGAUGGGCGAAAUUGCAAGAUUUUCAUCGGAAUUUAUUGGUUAGUCGCCUUUUUCUUCGCUUUUAACGUCUUACCAGCUUGGAUUUUGGUCGUAUUGCUUCCUUUUACGACGCCCGUCUCGGCUACAAGUAAAGUUUUGCAGCUCGUUGAGAUUCUGAGGACCAAAGAAUCCGAAACUGUGUCUCUUAUGACGUGGUUUAUAUCAGCUUUUAGUAAUGCGACUCGCAUUUACACUGUGAUGCUCGAUUCGGGAGAUGCGAUGCUCUUGGCGAACUUUACCGUCUCGACAGUGCUUUCCUCUCUUGUCUUGUUGGCUGCUUGGUAUUACAAAAAGCCGAAACAAGCGUAAAAAGUACCUAAAAAAGCCAUAAAAUUCAAAAUAAACUUAGAAAUUGACUUACUUCAA
Molecule: messenger RNA, 891 nt
Organism: Culicoides brevitarsis
Lineage: Eukaryota; Metazoa; Arthropoda; Insecta; Diptera; Ceratopogonidae
Product: solute carrier family 66 member 3
Exons: 4
Coding region: 205-834 (209 amino acids)
Source: RefSeq, a predicted model, not a curated record